CAAAAAAAAAUCUCCCCUCCCUAACCCUCCCCUCUCCCCCAACACACAUGGCUAAAUCUCCUCCACCUCCACCUCCACCUCUUCUUCUUCCACUCCUCUCCCAAUGUCCACCCCGCCCCCGAGCACCCCCGCUUACCUCACCAACCUCGGCCUCGGCUACGCCAUCGCCGUCGCCCUCGGGUUCCUCGUCCUCCUCUCCACCAUCCUCCUCGCCUCUAUCUCUGCUGCCGCUCACCGCUCCCAAGCCCAUAACUACAACAACCACCACAACCACCGCGACAGCCACCACAACAACAACAACCCCAAUGAUGGCAUCAUCCUGCCCCGCAUAAUCUUCGUGGCCGAGGACGACGAGGACGAGGAGCAAUUGCGUGACGAGAAUGUCGUUGGGCUUGACCAGAGCGUCAUCAACUCCUACCCCAAGUUCCCGUACUUUCGUGGGGAUGGGAAUAUGGGUAGCAAUAGCACGACGUGCUCGAUCUGCUUGUGCGAGUACAAGGAGUCGGAGAUGCUGAGGAUGAUGCCCGAGUGCCGGCACUACUUCCACUUGUGCUGCCUCGACGCCUGGCUGAAGCUGAACGGCUCGUGCCCGGUUUGCAGGAACUCGCCGCUGCCGACCCCGCUGUCCACGCCGCUCUCGGAGGUCGUUCCGCUCUCGCAGUACGCCGCGGAUCGGAGGCGGAGGAGGUGAUAAGAUUUGUGGGUUUUUCUUUUUGGGUUUUUUUUUCUCCGUUUCUUCUUGGGUGGUGGUGGGUGGUUUGGGGUUUUGCCGUUUGAUGUGUUUGUUUGGUUGCCCAGAAAAAUGUAUAAAUAUUUUUGGAUAGAUAGGUAUUGGGGUUUCUGUUUUUUGCCGAAUUAUGGUUUGUGUUUGAUGAAAUUAGAGCAGAAAAAGUAUCUUCAUCUUAUGAAACA
Molecule: messenger RNA, 912 nt
Organism: Corylus avellana
Lineage: Eukaryota; Viridiplantae; Streptophyta; Magnoliopsida; Fagales; Betulaceae
Product: RING-H2 finger protein ATL67
Biological process (GO): protein ubiquitination
Molecular function (GO): transferase activity
Source: RefSeq, a predicted model, not a curated record